CGGGUGCAUGGGAGUGCAUGGAUGUGCACACACGUGAGUGUGUGUGUGUGUGUACUACAUGUGCAUCCAUCUUUGUUUGUUUGUGGUUGUGUUUGUGCUCUGUAGGUUUCAUCAUCAUCAUGGCUAGGCUUCGCGAACGAAGAUUUGAGAAGGGCUCUACCCACGCUUGCUACAAGCACGCUGAUGGCUAAAAAGGCCAAUGCGAGAUAGACAAGUCCGGUUGCAGAAGGCACAGCAGAAAGACUCCCCAGGGUCCCAGCGCCGCCCGUCCCGCCCGGCCCCGCCGCCCCGAGACAUGAAGGUCGCCGCUGUCGCUCCUUCGCCGCUGCCCGCGGGCGCCGGCGGCGCGCUGAAGGCCGUGCGGCCCGGGGAGGCCGCCCGCUGCGGGCCGGUGCCGGGAGUGUCCGCCGGGGUGGCGGAGCAGGCGGCCGCCGCGCUGCUGUACGACAUGAAGGGCUGCUACUCGCGGCUACGGGCGCUGGUGCCGACUCUGCCGCGGCACCGGCGGGUCUCCAAGGUGGAGCUUCUGCAGCACGUUAUCGACUACAUCUGGGACCUGCAGCUGGCGCUGCAGUGCGGGCCCCCCCGCCCCGCCGCCGCCGGGGAUCCCCCCGAGGCUCCGUGUAUUCCCGCUGCUGACCGGAUCCUCUGCCGCUGAGACCGCUCGGGACUCGCCACGGACGACAUCCCCGGGUCCCCGGCCCCGCCACGGACCUCGUUCGUCCCCGGCAUCCCGACCCCGAGCGCCACGGCUCGCCUGCAUCCCUGGCCCCCGGCAGCGCUGCCCUGGGGGUCCCCCCGCAGUCUGGGCAGGGGGUGCCGCGGGCCGUAUCCUUCCUUCUCAGAUUGCUGAGAGCAUUCCCCGUAUUGUAUAUUACAAUGAUGCUGGAGAAUAUUGUUCUACAAUAGCUGGAGUUUUGUUAUUAAACAAGCCCUGAUGACCA
This is a messenger RNA of Myiozetetes cayanensis, 944 nucleotides long. It is a transcript of the gene ID1, whose product is annotated as inhibitor of DNA binding 1. The transcript is spliced from 3 exons. Gene Ontology annotation, biological process: circadian regulation of gene expression; negative regulation of transcription by RNA polymerase II; cell differentiation. NCBI's taxonomy places the organism in Eukaryota, Metazoa, Chordata, Aves, Passeriformes, Tyrannidae. The record is from RefSeq and is a predicted model, not a curated record. Bases 200 to 658 code for a protein of 152 amino acids. Gene Ontology annotation, molecular function: protein dimerization activity; transcription regulator activity. Gene Ontology annotation, cellular component: cytoplasm; nucleus.